Messenger RNA from Scutellospora calospora, 786 nucleotides. The record is from the annotation of a GenBank genome assembly. NCBI's taxonomy places the organism in Eukaryota, Fungi, Glomeromycota, Glomeromycetes, Diversisporales, Gigasporaceae.
CUAACAGAUAGAAAACAUUGUCGAUUUGAUGUUAAGUAUGAUAAAACACAAAUUGUUGGAAUGUAUAUUUGUAUAACUGCAAAUGGUCCUAUAGAAAAUCUUUAUAAAAAAUUACGUGAAAGUAAUUCAUCUAUAGAUAUUAAUGCACUUUAUCGUAGAAUCAGAUUUAUUAUAAAAUUUGAAGGAGAACCUAUUGAUCCAAGAAUUGGAUAUGGAGAUGUUUUAAGAAUUUAUGAGAAAGGAAAUAAACAAGAUGUGAAUAAUAGAAUCUUUGAUAUUGAAUUUAAUAGAGGCACUACUUUAGAAGAAGUUAAAAAAGUAACUUUAGAUUUAGGAAUUGAAGAUAUUGAUGAAAUUACUGAUAGAGUUAUAACGCAAAUUCCAAAAUCAGAUCCAGGAAAAAGAAUAUUAGUAGCUUCAAGUAAAGAUAAAAAUUCAAAGCAAAAUAAUACUUUAGAAACUAGUAAAAAUUAUAAUUCAGAAUCUUCUCUUUCAUCUAAUGAUUCUAUUGAAACAAAAAGAAAAAAAAAAGGAAAACAAGUAAUUAAAAAGAAUAAUAAUAUUGAACAAGUACAAAUUAGUUUUGAUAAUAAUAUUGAAGUAGACUUAGAACAAGCACAAAUUAGAUCUAAUUAUAACGAAUUAAGCAAUAAAAAAAGAAAAUUAGAAGAUUUUUUAGAUUUUAAUGAAUUAUUAGAAGAUAAUAAUCUUGAUAAUGGUCAAGGUUCAAGUAAAGAAAUUAAAAGAAUUAGAUCUGAUAAAGGAUUAAAUAGAUUAUUAAAAAAA